AGUGUGUGAGUGUGGGAGUGUGUGUGUGUGAGUGUGUGUGUGUGUGUGAGUGGAGUCCUCCGAGGGUUUGUGUGUCUUCGGGAGCUGAAAUGGUGAUUAUAGACUAGAGAGAGAGAGACUAAGGUGUGGCAAGACGGGGGCGGCGUCACAGGCUUUUUGUCUAUAGUUCCCGUACAGCCCACCAGCCGGGGAGGAGGCUCAGCCAGUGUCUAUCAGAGAGAGAGUGUGUGUGUGGGGGUGUGUGUGUGUGUGUCCCGGAGCCAUGCAUGCACACAGUCUGGGGGAUUGAAAGAGCCGCUGCGUGAGGUUGAACUAUACUAUACUCUCGAAACCAGGACCUGAACUAAAGGGGGGAAACGAAGACGAGCACAAGUUCAAGAAGCUCCGUGGAUCCUUUUGUAGACAGGAAGGACAAAAACCACACAGGAGGAACGACCAAGUGGAGCGCUGCUGGAGCACAUUCUCUUCCUCAUUCAUUCUUCUUUUUUAGCAACUCAUUACAGAGAGAAAGCAGAAAACGGAGCACCAGAACUUGUGCGGAGUGCCCACUGAGGAACAUUAAACCUUUUCAAGAGGAUUUCCUUUUUUUCAGAUUUUUAAAGGAUGCCAUUUCAAUGACAAAACCUUUUGGAAUAUGGGACUUUUAAUCUAUGAUUUGGACCAUGGGGACAGGCAUCUCUGUUUUUGUGCUCAGCUCUGGGUAAUUCUGAUAACUCUUGCAGGUAAAGUCUCUCCAACCAGCUCCGAUGCCCUCCUCAGCUCCUCGGCGAUGACGGCCAGCCCGUCGCCACCCAACGUGUAUCUCCCCGCCAACUUCAAAAUGUCCAAUGCACAACUGGCCUUCUUCUUGCGGGAGGCUCAGAUCACAGGACAAACAGUUGGCGGCGGCGGCAGGAGCGGCGGUGGUAGUGGCAGCAGCAGCAGCCCCAGCACGGGACACCCGCUGCAGCGCUCAGAGAGUUUUGUGGUUUUCCAGACAAAAGACCUGCCCGCCAUCAACAUCAGCUUCGGGCCCUUCGCUCAGGACCAGGCCGUGUCUAAGGAGUUGCUGCAGCCAGCCAGUCCUCUGGAUAUCCCCGGGCAGCUGACGGUCAACUGGAAGGUGCGCGCCUUCAUUGUCCAGGCCCGGGUCUUCUCCAACAACCCCACCGUCCAGGUGUUCUUCUACAUCGCCGGCCGGGACUGGGACGAUUUCAAAGCGCAGGACAAGCUGCCCUGCGUCCGGCUGCACGCCUUCAGGGACGUCCGGGAGAUCAAAACCUCCUGCCGCAUGAAAGGCAACCUCGCUCAGUGCUUGGCCCAGCUGGAUCUGCCUCCGUCCUGGUUUAACACCAACGUGGCCCCGCUGGGUCGGAGGAAAGGCUCCAGUGACGGGCUCCUGGACGGGCUGACGAGUGAGACCCUGCAGGCCGAGCUCUACUACACCCUGCACGGGCCUAAUCCGGACGGGGAGUGCAGCGAGGGCUCUGGUCAUCGGGGUGCUGGUGGUGGUGCUUCUUCUCGGGGAGAGCCUCUGUCACAGCACCCUCUGCUGCGCAUCGGGAGCAUCAGCCUCUACCAGGCCAGUCAGGAGCAGCUGCUGGUGGACAAGCAGCUGGACAAGAACAUGUUCCUCAGGCUGCCCGAGAAACCCCUUAAGCCCGGGGAGACCCUCACAAUCUUCCUCUACCUGAUGCCCAACUCCACGGUGGAACAAUUCAGCCUCAAGGUCAAAGCGAAGAAAGGGGUGAACCUGAUCCAGACUAAGUCCAAGAACGCCCAGUGGAAGGUGGAGUGGGAGGUGGUGUCGGGCGCCAAGCAUUCCAUCACCACCAUCGAUGUGAACAAGAACAAAGCAGUCAAACAGGGGGAGGUGUUGGGGAAUGUGGAGGUGAUGCAGUUGGACUUCGAGAUGGAGAACUUCACCAGCCUCUCGGUGACCAGACGGAUCAACUGGAACAUCGACUACAAGGGGCAGAACCCGCCUCCAGACUCAGAAAAGGUUGUGACGGAGCUGACGGUUGUGCAGCGAGACAUUCAGGCCAUCAUCCCUCUGGCUAUGGACACCGAGAUCAUCAACACGGCCAUCCUGACUGGACGCACGGUGGCCAUUCCUGUCAAAAUGGUUUCCAUAGAGAUGAACGGAGCUGUCACUGAUGUCUCAGCCUUUGUGCAGUGCAAGUCCUCUAAUGAAGACAUUGUGAAGGUGUCCAUGAAUUGCGACUAUGUGUUCGUCAACGGGAAGGAGACGCGGGGAUCCAUGAGCGCGAGGGUCAUCUUCAGCUACGAACACCUGAGCGCGCCGCUGGAGCUGACCGUGUGGGUGCCCAAACUCCCCCUGCAGGUGGAACUCUCCGACAACAACCUGAGCUUCAUCAAAGGGUGGAGGGUUCCCAUCCUGCCUGACAGAAG
Messenger RNA from Labrus bergylta (ballan wrasse), 2391 nucleotides. NCBI's taxonomy places the organism in Eukaryota, Metazoa, Chordata, Actinopteri, Labriformes, Labridae. The record is from RefSeq and is a predicted model, not a curated record.